Molecule: messenger RNA, 3630 nt
Organism: Vanessa atalanta (red admiral)
Lineage: Eukaryota; Metazoa; Arthropoda; Insecta; Lepidoptera; Nymphalidae
Gene: Lis-1
Product: lissencephaly-1 homolog
Exons: 10
Coding region: 255-1490 (411 amino acids)
Molecular function (GO): protein binding
Source: RefSeq, a predicted model, not a curated record
UCGAAACUCGCCAUUGUAGUAGUGUAUUGAAGUGAGUGAAUUUGAGCCAUUGCAACGAAACGGUUUUCUGCCUCGAGUCUUGGGUGUACUGUGUUUUCUGUGUGUGCUAUUUUCAAAAAGAAAGUGCAAUUUUGAGUGUUUUUAGGUUUUAUGUGAUAAUGGCAACGGCGCUUCCGCCGUCGCCCGCGUGAAUUUGUGAGACUCAAGUGCAGUGAACCUCCAGGGCUCGCCGCCUCAAGAAUAAGCCGACCACAAUGAAAAUGGUGUUGUCACAACGGCAACGAGAGGAGCUGAACAAAGCGAUCGCCGACUACCUGGGCAGCAAUGGCUACAAUGACGCGCUGGAAGCGUUUAAGAAAGAAGCUGAAAUGACCGGCGAAAUGGAUCGCAAGUUUGGUGGCCUACUCGAGAAGAAGUGGACGUCGGUUAUCAGACUUCAGAAAAAGGUGAUGGAAUUGGAGUCCAAACUUUCCGAGGCACAGAAGGAAUUCAUAGAGGGAGCGCCCACGAGAGCAAAGCGCACGCCGACCGAGUGGAUUCCACGUCCGCCCGAGAAGUUCUGUCUCACCGGUCAUCGGGCCACCAUUACAAAGGUAAUAUUUCAUCCAGUGUUCAGUUUAUUGGUGUCCUCGAGUGAGGAUGCUACAAUCAAAGUAUGGGAUUUUGAGAAUGGCGACUACGAACGAUCCCUGAAGGGCCAUACCGACUCCGUUCAGGACAUCGCUUUCGACCAUCAUGGCAAGCUACUUGUGUCCUGCAGUGCAGACAUGUCGAUCAAGUUGUGGGAUUUCAACCAGACAUAUGAAUGCAUUAAAACUAUGCACGGUCAUGAUCACAACGUCUCGUCCGUUGCGUUCUCUCCCAGUGGUGAUAUCGUAUAUUCAGCCAGUCGGGACAAGACGAUCAAGGCGUGGGAAGUGGCCACAGGAUACUGUGUGAAAACAUACAAAGGUCACCGCGAGUGGGUGCGCAUGGUGCGCGUGUCUGCGGACGGCACGCUGCUGGCGUCGUGCUCCAACGACCAGACCGUGCGCAUCUGGAACGCGGACACCAAUGAGUGCAAGAUGGAGCUCCGCGAACACGAGCACGUCGUGGAGUGCGUGUCGUGGGCGCCCGAGUCGGCCGCCUCCGCGGUCAACGAAGCGGCCGGCGGAGACAACCGACGCGCUAAUCACCAAGGACCGUUCCUCGCAAGCGGAUCUCGCGACAAGUCUGUGAAGAUCUGGGACGUCAGUACGGGUCAGUGCCUGGCGACGCUGGUGGGGCACGACAACUGGGUGCGCGGCGCGGUGUGGCACCCCGGCGGCCGCUACCUGCUCACCGCGUCCGACGACAAGACCCUGCGCGUCUGGGACGUGGCGCACACCAGGUGCCUCAAGACGCUGUACGCGCACCAACACUUCGCUACCAGUCUUGAUUUCCACAGGAACUUGCCAUAUGUGAUAUCGGGCAGCGUCGAUCAGACCGUCAAAGUUUGGGAGUGUCGCUAAGAGCAUUGCCAUUUUAGUAACUUAAACUCACCGAUGAUAUUUUUAUCAUUAUUUUUCACAUUUAAUAAAACUUCAAUGAGAGCAUUAAGUUUCGAUUUUAAUGGUAAAAUCAUUCAAAGAAACGAAUAAAUAGUUUUGAUAAUUUAUUGAUAUUGUUUCUUCCUUCCGUUCAUUGCGAUCUAAUGUGGUGUACCUGACAAUGCUAUGUCGAAAUUGUAAACCGGUCUAUCACACUUCUAUUCGUAUGGUCUAUUGAUUAGAGUAACACAUUCCAUUAAAACUUAACGGCUCAUAGAUAAUUAUUGUAUGUGAAUAGUUAAUUUUGUUAUGUCUGAUUUUAGUAAAAUUUCUAAAAAUAUAAUGACGUAGCAUUCGUCAUAUACCCGAUUGAACGAUGGAACGAGGAGUAAAAGCUGUGUUAUAAUUUAACUUUUCAUUAUUCUAUUUUAUUUUAUAGUUAUUGUUUAUUCGUAAGAGCGUUUAGAUGUAACUUUAUUUGGUAUGAAUAGUUAAUGUUUUCUUACUUGUCCACUCUAUAAAACUUGUACCUUAAUUUGUUUACUUAUAAUUUAGUUUUAUUAAAUUUAAUAUUGAUGGUUAUUCAUGACAAUCAACCUGGAUUUAGUCAUUUUAUGUGAAUCACAUUAAAAACUCAUUCAAAUUUUCUUGUACAUAAAGAUUUUAAUUCUUUUUUUGUCUCUGCUCGAUUGAUCCUCAUUAUGUUUGUUUGCAUUUCUGCUAACAGCAUUAAUGGAUAUCUAAAGGGACAAGAAACUAAAUAAAUGAUUGUUUAGUUCUAUUGCAAUAAGUGUGAUGCUGAUGAAGAUAAUGUAUGCUUUGUUUGUAACAAAUUGCAGUUUUAAAAGGACUUAUUUUAAGUUUUGUCAAUUCAAAACUUUAACUAUAAGUUAGAGUGUUAUAUUUUAAAGAUUUUUUUACUAUUUAUUUAUAUCUUCGAUGUUUUAAUUUGAAAUGUCUCAAACGAACUUGUUUUAUGAGCUAGCGCUUUAAAUUACUAAUUAAGUGGUUUCUUGCAAUAGUCUACCAUACAAUAAAUACCCUUAUAUCGGUUUUAAGUUGUUUGAAUUUACAACAUACUAUAUUAUAAUCAACAUAAAGAGAAGUGUGUGAUAUACAUUAUAAUUAAUUUUUUUAUUAACUAUGCUGUUUGUGGUAGCUAGACACAAAGAUAAUUACUGAUGCCCCUUUCUAGUUAUUUAUUAUCGAUAUCGAGGAAUUUGGUUGCCCGAUAUUUUAUAGAAUUUAGUAGUAGUCGUAGUAUUGAGUAUUGUCAUACUAUUAGAUGCUUUGCAGUGCUAGCACAUGAUUAAAUGUAUGAAUUACAAAUGAAGAGCUACUGUGAUACCAUGUAAAGUAAAUUGAAUGUUUUGAACCUGCAAAUUACGGCUUAGCUAUUUUAUACUUUAAGCGAAAUUAUCGCUGCAAAUAUUACAUAACAUGGUACCACAUGGCCAUUUGCUUAAUCAAUGUAGAUUGGUAGUAUCAAGGAGAUUGUAUAUUAAGUUAUUUGUCUUUAAAAUUAUCACAUAGUAGUAAUGAAUGUACAUGUUUAUAAUCUCCCUUUAUCUAACUUAAAUAGCGGAAAUAUAUUAACACAAAUAAAUAAAUAAACUUUUAAAUAUAUUAGAUGAUUAAUUCAAAUUAUCGUUAAUAAUUCUGGUGUCAGUAUAGUUUAGAUAUUAUAAUGAUUAGAUAUUCUUAGAAAUUCCAAGCUACAUAAAUAAAAUCAUAACCGAUUGUACAUCUAUAUUCAAAUUUCAAACUUUUUAUGUAAUCUCCUUGAUCCAUAUAAAAAGUCAUUAAUAAGUUAAAGCUUGCAAAAUAUAUUGUACGACUUACAUAAAUAAGAAAUUUGUAUUACUAUAAUCGAGUAAAUAGUAUUUGCACUCAUGUCAAAGUAAAUUGCUUAUAAUAUCAACUGAAUAUGUAUGUCAAUCGACUGCCGAAAUCCUCUUCCAACAUAGUUCAGUCUUGGUCUCUUAAUAAUAUUAUCAGAGGAUUUUGUGUGCCCAUUUAACCAUUGUAUUUUGUCUAAAUUUAUAUAGAAAAUGAACAACCAAAAUUUAAUAGAAUUUGGUCUAAUAUUUUCUGUAAAUAAAUCAAUUAAAUAUGUAAUUUA